AUGCCAGCAGACUCCCACCUGAUGUUUGAAAGGGAGCAAUGUAUAGGCAGAGAAGUGAAAUAUGUGAGGAGUCUGUUGACAGGAGUAAAGAGAAGUCUUGGUUCUGAAGAAAAUUCUCUAAAAGGUGAUGUCGCUAUGGAGAAAACAGAGAAGACACAUCAGAAGAAAUAUCCAGAGAGGCUGCAACAGUACCAUAUGAUUGCGCAAGUUCCCAGAAUGAACCCUUACAGUCCAGUCAAACAGAGUGAGAGCGAACUGACAUCAGUCAAAAGAUGUGACUCUGCUUUCAGGAUAGUCACAGAUGAAGGGAGCCUUGGUGAGGAUGUUCAAAAGGUGCCAUCCAAAGAAAUAAUUAGUGUGCCUGAUGACACUGGGAUGGGCAAUAUUUGGACAAGUGACAGCACUGGAGCGGAAAGGAACCAGUGUUUACCAGAAUUAGCCAAUGCAUGCACAGAGAGAGCUGCAACUUGGGAGGGCAAACCGGAUACAACAGCAGAAAAAUUGCAGAAAGAGAACAUGGAGCCACUACUCAACCAAGCAGUACAGGCUAUCUUCUAUCGAGCAGUGGGAUUUUCAAAACCCAGGAAAGGAACUGAUGCCUCACAACAUAAAUUGGAAAAUGCAAGAUCUCGUAACGGCAUCUCUCAUCUCAAAACACGAGGGGACAUGAGCCCCAGGCCCAACAAAUCCAGGAAGGUGGAUGACAACAAAGAUUGCAGGCCGAUCUUCUAUGUUUCAGGCACAAAUGGAACUGACCUAGUUGUCAGCUUUUGUGAGAAAAGGGGUUGGAAGCGAACCUAUGACAAUGACAGAGCUGACUACUUAUUAAAAUGGUGUGAAAUUAAUACAUUGACCAGCUUCCAAUACUUCCAAGAAGGUAAGCAGCUAUUAAACCAGAUCCCGAACAACAAACUCUUGACCACCAAGGUUGGCCUCUGCUCCUCCCUGAAGUCCUAUGAGCAGAUAGUAGCUAAAUCUACAAAGAUUAUAUAUCCCAGAUUUCUGAAAAUGGCGGAGUUUUAUCCUGAAACGUAUCGCAUGGAUGUGAAAAGUGAACGCCUAGCUUUCUUUGAAAUUAUGGAAGAUGGACCGAUAUGGAUUUCGAAACCUGCAGGAUCAAACUUGGGAAAAGGAAUCUUUCUCUUGAAGUGCCAGGAUGACUUCCUGGACUUCCGUGCGAAACUGGAAAGUGUGGAGCAGAAUGCUUCCAACAAGACGUAUUACUAUGGUUUACCCAUCAACAGAAUAGUGCAACGAUAUCUACACAAACCUUUACUUCUGGAAGGUCGAAAGUUUGAUGUCCGCUCCUACCUCCUCAUUGCCUGUACCUCACCUCAUAUGAUCUUCUUUCGCCAUGGUUACGUCAAAUUGGCAUGUAACAAAUAUGAUCCAUAUUCUGAUGAUCUGACAAGUCACCUCACCAAUCAGUUUGUACAGAAAAAGAACCCCCUGUACAAUGAGAUGAAGGAGGACACAGUCUGGUCCAUGGAGCAUUUGAAUGACUAUAUUAAUGAGAAGUAUAUGGAAGCAAUGAAUCUCCCGAAGGACUGGGUUUUCACUGUUUUUGAGAAGAGAAUGCAGAAAAUCAUGAUACAAUGUUUCUUCGCUGUCAAGGGGAAAAUGGAAUGCAAACGGGGCUACUUCAACCUCUUGGGUUGCGACUUUAUAGUUGAUCAGAACUUCAAGGUUUGGUUAUUGGAGAUGAACGCCAAUCCAUCUUUACAGAGACACUGUGAAGUUCUCAAAACAGUCAUCCCUAAAAUGGUGUAUGAAGCUCUUGAUGUGGUAGUUGAGAUAUUCAAAAAAUGCAGUAAAGGACUGCAGGCCUUGCCACUUCAGUCACAAAAAGAAUUUGUCCUGUUAUACAGUGGGAGCCAUCAGUUUACAAGGCCAAAGCCAAGGACAGAAAGCAACAUGUCAGCAACAAUUCUUAAACAACCUUACCACGUGGCUCUGGGUUCUGUAAAACGCACUGACAACAAUCCCAUGCAAAAGCCUAUGGCUCCUUCAGGUCACGUAGUUGCUCCAGUAAAGGUGCUUCAGAACACGGUUUCAUUGGUGCCUUACACAAAAUUGCCAGCCAUCUCACUAAAAGCGAAACUGUGCACAAUGAAGAAUAUCCCUCCGGCAAGUCAUCAAUUGGCUGGAGCCUCUUCAGGUGAACAGAACCAACUAAAAUCCAGAAGAAAUGUGGAUGCUUUCAAAAAGAUACCCAUUACUACACAGUUAAAACCUUUAGUCACCAAAAACCCACACACUAGCUCCCAGCAAUACCGAAGUUUGGAGAGCAGUUCCUUGUUGAUCAGUAGUGCCUUUCACUCACGGUACAUCAACAAGAUGGUCACAAAACCAUCCAAGAUGAAGAUGAGCUCCAAAGAGAACAAGACACAAUCUGGUGAUGCGGCCUAGUCAACAAGGGUAGGAAUGGAAAAUCAAAAAGUUUUGUGUCGGGAGCCAAUUUAGCUCCUAGCUAGCCAAAGUUGUUUUUAAAUUCCUACCAUCUUAAAAACCAGUUGAUUCCAUGCUUGAGAAUAUGAUCUCAUUGA
Carcharodon carcharias (great white shark) is the source of this 2546-nucleotide messenger RNA. RefSeq names its product protein polyglycylase TTLL10-like. Gene Ontology annotation, biological process: protein modification process. The record is from RefSeq and is a predicted model, not a curated record. The coding region runs from base 1 to 2409 and encodes 802 amino acids. NCBI's taxonomy places the organism in Eukaryota, Metazoa, Chordata, Chondrichthyes, Lamniformes, Lamnidae. The transcript has 13 exons.